Ascochyta rabiei is the source of this 1533-nucleotide messenger RNA. RefSeq lists its product as uncharacterized. The record is from RefSeq and is a predicted model, not a curated record. NCBI's taxonomy places the organism in Eukaryota, Fungi, Ascomycota, Dothideomycetes, Pleosporales, Didymellaceae. Gene Ontology annotation, molecular function: FAD binding. The transcript is spliced from 5 exons. Bases 1 to 1533 code for a protein of 510 amino acids.
AUGAAGUCCUCUCUGUCGUUUGGAGCACUCCUGGGCCCGUUUGCCUUCUUGGCAGAUGCGGCUGUUAUAUCGAACGAUACUUGCUGCAAAGCGCUCGAGCGCGCGGGGUUUGCCUACGUUCUUUACCCCAGCGAUGAGCAGUACCAGAACCGAACCUCAUCGUAUUGGUCAGUCAGUGCGCAGCUGAGUCCGAGUUGUAUUGUGCAGCCAACUUCUACUGAAGAAGUCAGCAAGGUAGUCAAAAUCCUUGUAGCAGAGACUGGCUGCCAGGAAGAUCAAUUUGCGGUCCGUAGUGGCGGCCACACCGUGUGGGCUGGCUCAAACAACAUCGACAAAGGCGUAACUGUUGACCUUGGUCUUAUCAACUCCACCACUCUGGACGCUCAAACCAACAUCGCAUCUAUACAGCCAGGCUCCCGAUGGAAUCAAGUCUAUGCAACGCUUGACCCAAAAGGGUUGACGGUGGCCGGUGGUCGAGCGGGCAGUGUUGGUGUGGCGGGAUUUCUGACUGGAGGUGGCAAUUCGUUCUACACUGCGCAGCAAGGCUUUGCAUGCGACAACGUGAAGAACUUCGAGGUUGUGCUUGCCUCUGGGGAUGUUAUCAACGCAAACGCCAACAACAACACCGAUCUGUUCCAAGUGCUCAAAGGAGGCUCUGGGUCCAACUUUGGCAUCGUCACAAAAUUUGACGUGCAGGCUUUCGAAGCUGGCAAGUUGUGGGGUGGUACGAUGGUCUACCCGAAGUCCGUCGGACAACAACACAUCGAAGCAUACCAGGCGUGGACCGACAACGUCAACAACUAUCCUCAAGGAUCUUCGAUCAUCUUCUGGAGCUACCUGCCUGACAUGAAUGAUACUGUGAUCCUCGCCGCGUAUGAAGAUACUGCGGGUAAUGUAGCGCCACCUGCAUUCGAUAAGUUCCUGGCUAUUCCAGAUUCCAUAGCUUCCACGAUGAGAAUUGCAAGCCACAAAGAGUUGACAGACGAGCUGGAGCAGCCCGCAGGCUAUCGCGACAUUUGGUACACCCUGACGUUCAAGAACGAUGUACGCAUCUACCAGAAGAUCGUUGAACUACAUGAGCAGUUCGUGAAUGAGUGGAAGGCCGAGAGUUCUGAUCCAGACUUCAUCACUCAAUGCAUGUUCCAGGCAAUCCCCACCAGCUUCUCCAAGCACAGCGUGGAGAAGGGAGGAAAUGUUCUGGGUCUCGACAAAGAGACAGACAACGUUGUCAUGCUUCUAUAUGACAUUGCUGUCAAAACCCCAGAGCUCGAAGUUCUCGCAAGGGAGAAGCUCCAAGCCUCUGGACAAGCAAUGAAAGACUAUGCUGCCAGUCUAGACGGCUUAGUUGACUUCACCUAUCUCAAUUAUGCCGAUAGAUCUCAGGAUCCCUUGCACGGCUACGGUGCGGAGAAUGUGGCGAAGAUCCGUGCCGCUGCCGCAAAGUACGACUUCGAGAGGUUUUUCCAAACCCGCGUACCAGGUGGGUUCAAGAUAUCAAGGGUUGGUGCGGCUGCAAGUAAGACGGAGCUGUGA